UGCCGUUAAUAAUAAAUAGCCAGAGUUUUCCAUCGACUCUCGGUCAGAUUUCUUUCACGAAAAAGUUGGGAGCGAUGCGAUGUUUCGAGUUGUACGGGCUUUGGGCCUCGCCAAGAUAAUAAUAUGUGUCUUCGUCGUUGCGUGGCCCAAACAGAACAGCGUUCACGCCCAGAAGCCCGGAAACAACAGAGAAAAAGUCUACACCAACGGAUGGGCAAUACAGGUAGAGGGAGGAAUUGAGGCUGCCAAACGAAUUGCUCGUUCUCAUGGAUUUGACAAAGUUGAACCAGUAAGUACCAAGUAAAGAAUGGAUUUCACGGGGUUCUUUUCACUGCUUGUUAUGCGGGAUUUACAAGUACUUGCCGGUCGUUUUUAAUAUAAAUUGUAGUAUGAUGUUUUUUCUGGCCUGCCUGGCUCAAACACUGGCCACCGGGCAGCAGGUCAGACAACGAACUCGGUCAACAAAUCUCGAUAUUUUCCCAAUCGCUAUGAAGUUUUGUUCAAUACUGAAUUUUAUCUGUCCUUCUCUCACUUCGUUCUCUCUAUACCAUUAUUUUUCAAGGAAAUCCGGUGUUGUAUAUCAACAAAUUCAUCGUUAAAGUCUUCACACCCUACAAAGCCGAUAUUAAAUAUUAUGAGCUGGUUGAUUACGGGAGCGAUGUUUCCCUCUUUAGCAACGAAUGGAACCACAUGUUUAAAACAAAACUAAGUUUCGCCUAUAUAUUAACAACUGAUUCAAUUCAUUAUCUUAACAACUCUGACAUGAUUCAACAUCUUCCUCUAAAUGCAAAAUUUAGAAAGAAACGAAGAUUUUUUUCUGGCGGAAGCAAUUUUUAAGUGAACUCUGCUGGUGACUUCAUUACCAAAUUUCGACCUACAUUCUUGACACUGAUUUAUCGUCAAGUCUUGAGUAGUGCUACCCUGGUGCGAAAAAAUAAAGGUUUUCAAAUUACAUUCUUCCUCGAGACAUUUGCCCACGAUCUAAUGAUUUUGUUAAAACAGCUGAACAUUUUUGGAAGAACAAAAAUUUCGCCAUUGUCCUUAUUGUCAAAAUCCGGAAAGCUGCAACAACAUUCUGCUACAAUUCGGAUUUAAUGUGCACCCUAAACGUCAAAAAUAGAGGUUUAUAUUGAUUUAUUUCAUUUUUACGUCUUCCGCCGAAUGAAAAUUGCAAAAAUAAACUAUUGUUAAGGUCUACUUAUUAGUAUAAAAGGGGUGCCGACAAUGCAGGGCAUUCAUAACAACCAAGAGGAAAUUGAUGGUUAAUCAUCGAAAAAUCCACCUACUGAAACCAUAGUACAUUGUAAAACAUUCUUUUUAAAGUUAGCAACGGCAGCGUAGCAAUGACUUAGUAAACUUUUCAUAUCCCUGAUAAAAUGUUCUGAAGUAGUAAUCAUUGAAAUUAGUCAAAUAAAUGCCUCAAUUUGACAUUCCGUCCAUAGUUUUUCUAAGGUUCACCAAAAAAAACUCGAUUUAUUGGGAAAGAGAAAAUAUUUUUUCAUUCAUUUAUCUUCCUUAAUUCAUUAUUUGCAGAUUGGUACUUUGGAAGGCUUCUAUCAUUUAGAACAUGCAGAGUUGCCACAUCGUUCCCGCAGGAGUGCAGACGAGAGGACAGAGCGACUUACACAGGAUCCAAAGGUAAGAUUCGCCAUUUGAUUGAUAAGUGCAUGUACAAUCAAUUACAUAGCGAUAUUCUGUCUGACUGUUAAAGUAUGAAUAACACGCCAUGCUCAGAAACAUGCUUUACAAAAAUUGAUGUUUUUCUUCUAUUUAGUACCACCAUCUUUUUUUUUAAAGCCUCAAAAUAUUAGAGUCUGAAGCGGAAUUAUUUUAAUACUUUAACAAAAAUAGAUAUAGUUUUGUUGCUCAAUCUUAAAAAAAAUUAUGGUUAAUUUACUGCAUUAGCGAGUAAAGCAAGAAUCAGUCCAUUUCGGAUUUAAAAUUUCUAUUUGCAGUGAAGUUUUAUCAUGACCAAAGUGAUAUUAUGACUCAGCCCAGGUUUUCAAAACAAUCAUAAUUUGUUUUGCAGGUAAUCUGGGCGGAACAACAACACGAGAAAAUCCGCGUCAAAAGAGGUCACUUUCACGACCGAAUGGUUGCCAGAGGGAUCCUGCCUCGAUUCACAGACCCCUUAUGGGAUGGACAGUGGUAUCUGGUGAGCUCUUUUGACUUAAAUCGAUUUCAAUCAGUUAACCGGGAGGAAAUCUGUUACUGCCGAAACCAUUUGCUAGGGAAUGGUUGGAGAUAUUUUGUGAAACGAAAAUUUUUUGACAAAAAUGGUAAUUAAGCACGAAGAAUAAUACAAUAAUAUAGUUGAAAGAUUAAAGAGGGAUACAUCUUCAUUAUUUUAAAAUAAUAGUUUUUUUGGCCUCUCUUCUGGAUUGUGUCAUAUUUUGUAGUUUCCGCUUUUACCCGCACGAUCCCAUUGGGAAACCUGAUAUCAAAUGUGUGAUGUAAUACAGGAUAAUUUGGUUUAAACUGAGUUGACAAUGUAAAUUGGCCACCGUAGAGAGAUUCUGAAGAUAAUAUUUCGACUGUUAGCCCUAACGCUCAGCCUAAGAAACUCUUCGCGGUGGCAAUUUACAUUAUCAAUCCAGUUGAUGAAAUCAAAUUAUCUUGUUAUACCACCACAGUUGCUAUAGAAGCUUACCCUAUUAUUCAUGUAACGUACUUAAUUCCGAAAUGGCACAUUGUGAGAAAUAGAAACAUUAAAGUGGUUAGCAUUUGUUUCUCCCGAUGUAUAGAACUUGUUUUACAUUCAUUUUAAAGAAUAUACUGUGAUCUCAAGAAACAUUUAUAAGCGAAACUAUAACAAGGUUGAAACUGCUUCUUCGCUGUGACUUAAACUGCGUGGGCCUCAUCUAAAAUCUGUAGGGGGUUUUUCGUGAAUUUGACUAAUGAAUAGGAACUGCAUGUGCAGCUUUUUUUCUGUUCAAGAUUCUGGAAAGACAAGUUUAUUAAAACGUAAAUAUUUCACUCCCAGCUGACCCCUUCUUCGAAUCAGAGAAAUCGCUCGAGUUCGAUUGAAUCGUAGACAAAACCUUUAUAUUUAAAUGCUGGUAAAAUCAUUUGACUUAGAUCUUAACCAGACCAAUUUAUCUUUAUCGGACAGGAUGACAAACGAGCGGAUCUGGAUUUAGAUGUGCAUGUUCUCCCUGUUUGGAAUCAAGGGAUCACAGGAAAAGGCGUUGUCGUAACAAUUCUGGAUGAUGGUACAAAGACUUUUCCUCCACUUAACUACAUAGUGCUAUUUAAUUUUACCACGAAUAAGUGCAAUAACUAAAUCUUUUGUAAGCGGACUUUCCGUGUUCACGAGUCCGACGAUAAUCGUUUCUGUUGCAGCUAAACAAAAUCUCACAAAACAGAUCUAAAAAAGACAUUCUGAAGCUUUUGUUUCCAAGGAGUCAGUGAACGCAAAAAGUACUCGAUGAAGUGUGAAAUGAUGUACCGCUAUUAUUUGUUAUGGACUAACUCAGUGUUGCAGUUAAUAAGUCUGAUCGUCAUUUUUUUCUUUUUUUUUUACUUUUGUUCGCCAUUCUUCAGGUAUUGAACACAAUCAUACGGACCUCAUCAGAAACUAUGUAAGUGAAACUCGCCGGUUUUACGCUGGGUGCAAACUGCAUGUACAGAUAAAAAGCUCUAAUUAUAAAUCUUUAGGUUCGGGAUGUGCACUUCUAUGAAUGAAUCCUGUCAAUUUGAUCUUCACAGGAUCCGCAGGCCAGUUGGGAUGUAAAUGGAGAAGAUGGUGACCCAUUUCCUCGCUAUGAUCCUACUAAUGAAAAUAAGUAAGUCAUUCCUAACUCUACUCGCAAUCAUUGCAUGACUUCCACAUUGUGUUCACCUGGUUGUAGACAGUCUGCUUAAAACUUGAAGGGAAGACAGCUGCCUUUAUGUCGUUAACUUCUUUCUUUUGUAGACACGGCACCCGCUGUGCAGGGGAAGUUGCUGCUCAGGCGAACAACACCAUUUGUGGAGUGGGCGUGGCUUACAAUGCGAAGAUAGGAGGUAGAAAAAACGGCAUUACUGGUUGAGCAUAACUUUUUUUUCCUUUGCUGCCUUUUUAUCGGGAAGCCUAGUUUCUUUAUCAUCGCGAAGAGCUGGGAAAUUCUUAAAAAAGUGUAAAUUUAAGUAUGAUAAAGGAGGAGAACUCUUCAUUAUAAUCUGCGAACGUUUUUGGCCUUUCAGUGACAUUUUCGUUAUCGCACCAUACGUAAUUGUUCCAUAUAGCAUGGUAUAUUUUAAUAGGAGUGCGCAUGCUUGACGGCCGAGUGACUGACAAAGUAGAAGCCGCGUCAUUGAGUCUUAAUCCCCAGUUCAUUGACAUCUACUCUGCAAGUUGGGGACCUAGCGAUGACGGAGCCACUGUGGAAGGACCUGGAACUCUAGCUGCUGCUGCAUUUGAAAAUGGAAUCACAAAGGUAUUGUGCAUCACCAUCACAAUAGCUCCUCAAAAUAACAACAGUCAUUAUGGGCUAUAGUAAACGACUUAGAACAAAAAAUUACAUUAAAACCACAAUCUUCUAACGUCUCACGUCGCUCCUCAAAAGCUCAUGAUGCGGCUUAUCUUUCUAAUCCUCCAUCGAUUAUAGAAAACGGUGAUACGUUACAUACCAAUUGGGCACUCCCAAUCCGAAAAAUCUGCAGAAUCUCUAAACCAACUAAUCAUAGGUUAUUUGGUUGCAAGGAGGAGAAACAUUAGCUGCUAACAUACAAUCAUGACGUAAGUGAACUUAAGCUUAAAAUCACUGAGCCUUUACUCGACCAGAGUGCAUCAGCGUUAUAUGUCGAUAGAGUCUUGUGAGAUAUUGGAGCACUGAUUAUAAACAAUUAUUGGAUAAGGUUUUUGUAAUAUCCAGGAUAAUCAAGGUCUUAGGCUUCGGCUGAUAACCCUUAUCGAGACCUUGAUUAUUCUGGAUAUCACAAAAACCGAAUCCAAUAAUUGUUUUAUUGUACAUUGAAUGAAAAAAAAUUGGUCCCGACAGCAAGUGGAAGUGAUAAUUUAUUUCUAAACGUGUAAAAAUAUACAAACCAGCGAGCAACACAAAGCGCGCGAACUUGACUACCCAUGACCUUGAGUGUCCUUGACAUGAUUAUUGUAUAAUCUUCAGCAAGAUGACGUCCCAGGCGCUGAUUUCAAAAAUUCACUGCACGCUUUCGGCCAAUCAGAAAAGAGAUAGCGAGUUGAAAGUAUGAUAAUCCGGCUUGUUUGUAUGUGACUUGAUAUAGGGUCGCGGCGGACUGGGCUCUAUUUUCGUGUGGGCGUCAGGCAAUGGAGGUCGGCACGAGGAUAGUUGCAACUGUGAUGGUUACACAGACAGCAUAUACACCCUGUCGAUCAGCUCUGCUUCCGAUCAUGGCGAGUCACCCUGGUAUUCAGAAAGCUGUUCAUCUACACUGGCGACAACAUUCAGUAGCGGAGCGCACGGCGAGAAACGAAUCGUAAGUAUACUACCAUGUCGGGUUUUCCCAAACAGUGCGAGCAUAAAACAGAGCGAUUUUAGCAGGAAAAGCUAAUGGUCGCAUUCGAUCAUUAUUCAAUGGGAUUUUGCAAGAAUGGAAAUCUUAUCUGCAAGAACACUGUUGUUGGUUUAGCUCUGUCCAGUCUGCUGAGCUUGCUUUGCUCGUUGAUCGUAAACGGUAGAAUGAUCGGGUUUUCGUCUUAUAAUUUACUCCAAUGAAAAAUGUAAAGGUCUCCAGGGCUGAUCAAAACAGGCGGGAAAAGGAACGGUUAAUUGCAAAAACUGAGCCAUAAUAGUCAAAGCGUGUCAUUUAAGAGACUCCAAGCCCUCGAUGGUUUUCAUUUUCAUUUUUAGGUCACGACAGAUUUACAUAACCAAUGCACCGAAAGACAUACAGGAACUUCUGCAUCGGCUCCAUUGGCAGCAGGAAUUAUAGCUCUUGCACUGGAAGUCAAGUAAAGUUUAUUGCACUUAGCUAGUUUCACGGCUUUUAGAAAUCUCGCUGAUGGGGAAGAUCUAAGUGGAAUUAGCAAUUAUUAGCGAGGGAAAUUUCUCUCAUUGAGCGCAAUAGGGGUUUCGUUGGAUUAGUUGAGAAAAAACAGAUUGAUUCUAACUGGCAGCUUAUACCACCAAAUAUGGGCGUUCAUUCCAAUAUUUCAAUGCAAAUCCAUAGCCACACUAAAUUCUGUCUAAAUUUAGACACACUCAAGAGAGAACCAAGCUCCAAUUUAUCCUCAGUUUUUUCAAGUUCAUUAAAACAGAAGAGAACCUUGAAAUUACAGUUUGCAACGACAAACAAACGCCAACUAGGGUUAUUGACAAAGCAGUACAAAAGGUUAAGGACGGAGCAAAUUUGUCAUCAAGUGAUGAACUAGGGAGAUCUCAUCUUCGUGUUAGAGGAAGGUUGUCGGUCUAUCUCGAGUUUCUCCGUCUGUCGUUGUAAUCCUAGCCUUUUUUUUACAAACUAUAAUAUUUACAAGAGUUUCAACCAAAGUGCUCAAACUAUAGAGAACCCUCCCCAAGUGUUCUUUUGUUACAUUUUUGCCACAGUCCUCGCCUGACAUGGCGUGACGUGCAGCAUAUUGUGGUGUGGACAUCAAACUGGGAACCACUCAAGCACGAUCAGGAUUGGAGCCCUAAUGGAGUCGGAUUACACGUCAAUAGGAAAUUUGGUUUCGGACUGUUAGUUGCUGAAAAGAUCGUGGAAUUAGCAAAACCCAACACGUUUAAAACUGUACCUGAGAAGACCAUUUGUAGGGGACAAAUCAAUCAGGACCGCAAGUAAGUUUUGCUGAAUUCCUGUGAACAAAAGCACGGAGCGACUGAUUCUGCCUAUUGAAAAAAGUAACCAAUUAAAUUACAAUACACGAGUGAUAAUUCAUUACUAAGCAAAUCAAGUUUGAUUGGCUAGCAAUAGAUUAAUGACUGAGGCAGCGAAUAGAGAAAGCGAAGGAAAUUUAUAGAACAAAAAAUCCAAAUCGGAAUUCAAAAUCCCAAAACCGGUAUAAAGUGAUAACUUACGACGCUUGCCUUUCUAGACCCAUAAAAUUCAACGAGCCAUUGAAGAUAACAAUGCAUUCGAAUGGAUGUUCAGGAACUGCUGCUGAGAUUCGCUACCUUGAACACGUGCAACUCAUGUUAAGCUUGGACUACACACGGCGAGGGGACCUUGUCGUAUACUUGACAUCCCCCAUGGGAACUAAAUCUUGCCUGCUGUCACCAAGAAAAGAGGACCUCUCAGAUGAAGGUUUCACAAAGUGGCCCUUCAUGACAACGCAUGCAUGGGGCGAGGACCCACGCGGAACGUGGACCUUAGAGAUAAAGGACCUUGGAGAUAACAGACCAAAUCAUGGCCUACUAACAGAGUGGCAGCUUAUUAUACAUGGAACCAAACAAAAACCUAAUCAUCAACCCAUUGAACACCCUGAAAAACCACGUGACUCGGUUCCAGUGCCCGAAUCACCGUCACCUCCACAGUUUCGCCAAGCAGUUCCUAGCGGACCGACUUACACAUUUACUUCCUCUCCACCUACUUCUGUGAAAUACAUUGCACCUCAAGUGGUAACCUACACAACUUCUACAGCUUCAAACCCCGCCAUCCUAACAAUUACUCCCCAGUCCGUAGUUCCUUUACAUCAAGAACUUAAAACACCUAGUAAUCAAUUUAUGUCGAACAAUAAAGAAGUAGGACAAACACAAAACUCCUUCACACCAGACCAGCAAGCUAACAUACACCCUCAGCUACCAUCCAAGGAAGCCCUUUUCUCGCCCAUACAACCUCUUCACGGCAACUAUGUUCCAGCUAACUACCAUCAGAAUCAGGUAGCUAAUUAUUAUCACUAUGCGGCUCCUGCAAAUCCAAGAGGAUACGUUACGCAAGUGAAUAACCCUGCAGUAGCACAAACUAACGACCAACUGGCUUAUCAACCGGUGGCUUGGAGACAGACCACACUGUACCGUAAUCCUUUACAAUACAAUGCAUAUAGUAAUUAUCUUCGAACUUUUGGUAGACGAGGUGCUGGCAAGUCUUAUGUAGAAUAUCUUAAAACUAAGAAGAACAAGUUAAAGAAAGAAAGGUAGUUAAAUUGUCGGAAUAUUUUUUAUGAAUCUUAUUUACACGUGUAAAAUAUAUGGUAUAGUGUUUAGAAUGAGGCCGAGUUUAACUAAGCUGGAUUUUUGCUUUUGUAUAAAUGUUGAUCAGUGAGUAAAUAAUAGCUGCGCGUACAUGUCUUCGCAUAAGCCAAAACUGCAGAACGGGCGAAGAUAAAUAGAGGUGUAGGAUAAAUUAGAUAAUUCAAAUCAAUGGAUGGAAAAAUUGUCGAUAGCUGGGUCAGACCAUUUUGCACUUCAGAAGGUCUUGGAGUUUGAGGUGGGUGUUUUUAGUGGAAAAAUGCCAAUCGAGAGAAAGGAAGAUUUCUUGAUGAGAAAGGUUCCCACCUCUCUGUCUAUAAAAUGUUGUAUGAAAAGCAGCACACAACUUGAAGUGAUACCUUGAAAUCUAGUUUCUUUAGUUCAGCUGGCUGGGCGGGAAACUGUGGAGACUUGUGAAAAACUGAAAAGAUUUCCGCCUUUCUUGUAUUUCAUAGUUGUGAAAAAAAGAGUUUUCUUGAAGUUAUUUCAGAAAUUCAAAACUAAAUGUAGCUGAAGAAUAUACAUUUCCUUUCAUCUUUCUGUUGGACUGAAACACAAGGCUGUAAGGAUGGGCCGAUACAGGCGGAUCCGAAAAUAUCGUUACUGCAAGAAUUAUCAAUGACGAUACUUGACGUCUUCCUGAGCCUGCGUUAUUUCGGGUCAUCACCUAAAGGCAAAGAGCACUGUCGUGUGCGGUUUCUCGAAUGUUAGUUGCGUGUUUGUGAGUGGUGUGUUAAGGGAUAAUGAACAUUGGUAAAUUAAGAUUUUAAUCAUCCACUUGUUUGUUUGUGGUGCUCAUGCAAUAAUAGGACAUAAGACACAAAUCAAUAUUUUCAGUGCGAGACAACCUUGUAUUUGGUUCGGAAAGAUCGCCUGACCUGCUCAAAAACUAGAUAACGCCACAGGGUCGAUAUUAAUGUCGAAAAACCCGGUAUCGGCCCAUACUUUCAAAACAGAGCGUAUGUUUACACCAGUUUGAUUCUCGGCACACUUUCUCCUGGAGAGUAUUUGGGAUGAGUGUCUUAGGCUCUUAGGAGGCGUCCGCUCUGAAUACAGACCUCAGUUGUAAACGUUGCUAUUAGCUAUGUGAGUUAUAUUACGAAAUUCCUACAAAAGAGAGUGACUUAGAAUCAUUUUUCCAUUUCCUUAUGUAACUGCUAAAAUGGCCUCAUACUUAAAUUUAUCUGAUUGCAUGGUUCGCGUGCAUAGGAUAAUAUUGACAAAAUUCUAGUAGAAUUUAGAACCAAGGAUAGGUAAGGGUAAUUGAAACAAAUAUUGCUAAUAGAAAGGCUAUAUUGCUGAAAGUGAAGUUCUAAACCCCUAAGGAUAGGAAAAAUUAGGAUUGCAACCUGCCAAUCUUAAUAAUGUAUACCUUGAUCACCACUAAUCAGAUCCAAGUAGACUAACUACAGUCCCGGGUAUAGUGGGUUAGAUUGUGUACUUGGGGUGCUUGCUUUACAUGUUAAUCGAUGUAAAUACAAUUAAUUAGGUUGCAGUAGAUCAACAAAGUUAACGAUGCGUUAGCUUACUCUGUUCCAGCACUUUCUGGUACAGGUUAGUAAUAAAGACAAAAAA
Molecule: messenger RNA, 9665 nt
Organism: Pocillopora meandrina
Lineage: Eukaryota; Metazoa; Cnidaria; Anthozoa; Scleractinia; Pocilloporidae
Source: the annotation of a GenBank genome assembly